Molecule: messenger RNA, 1077 nt
Organism: Anolis carolinensis (green anole)
Lineage: Eukaryota; Metazoa; Chordata; Lepidosauria; Squamata; Anolidae
Gene: tnmd
Product: tenomodulin
Exons: 7
Coding region: 121-1077 (318 amino acids)
Biological process (GO): negative regulation of endothelial cell proliferation; negative regulation of angiogenesis
Source: RefSeq, a predicted model, not a curated record
UUGAGACACUCUGAGCCAAGGCAGCCUGGCUCCACCUCGGCCCCAGCGGUCUCUCUCGCAGCAGUCGCACUCGGCACAAGGCACAGAAGGAGGUUUUGCCACUGAAGGGAAGCAAGCAUCAUGGCCAAAGAUCCCCUGGAAAGCUCCCAGGAGUUUUAUGCACUUGAUGCACAAGCAUCUGACACCAACAAGGAACUCUACAAACGGCACCGGAUCCGCUGGGUGCUUCUCUGCACCUUCGUCCUCUCUCUCGUCCUGACCGUUCUGGGAGUCUACUAUUUUUUGAGCCCAUCGGCCAAAAAAGUCUAUGAUAUGGAGCAUACCUUUUUCAGCAAUGGGGAACGGCAACAAAUAUUCAUGAAGAUAGAUCCUCUUGCCGGGACGGAGAUCUUCCAAACCGGAAAGGGCAGCGAGGAAGUCUUGGAAAUACAUGACUUUAAAAAUGGAAUCACUGGCAUCUUUUUCAGCGGAGAUCCGAAAUGCUUCAUCAGGAGCCAAGUGAAAGGGAUACCGGAAACGUCCGACAUUGACAUGGAGGAGCCUGAGGAAGAGAAAACAACAUCAACUUAUUUCGAGCAGUCUGUGAUCUGGGUUCCUGGGGAGAAACCGGUGGAGAACAAAGACUUCCUGAAGAAUUCCAGGAUCUUGGAAUUCUGCGAAAAUGUCACUGUGUAUUGGAUGCACCCAGCCUUGGUGAAAGAGACAGAAGUCUUGGACUUUGGAAACGAAGGCGAGGUGGAGAAUGGGUUCCCUACAGACGAGCCAGAGCGGACUGGAGGUCAUCGAGAAGAAAAGGAAGGAGAGGGUCCAGGCAAGAGACGCCAGGCUCGGCAACUCACGCAGGAGGACUUCCCAGUGAAUGACUACACGGAGAACGGGCUGGAGUUCCACCCGCUGUGGGACGAGAGGGGCUACUGCUGUGCCCAGUGCCGCCGUGCCCAUCGAUACUGCCAGCGGGUCUGUGAGCCUCUGCUGGGCUAUUACCCCUACCCGUACUGUUACGGAGGGGGGCGGGUCAUCUGCCGGGUCAUCAUGCCAUGCAACUGGUGGGUAGCACGCAUGUUGGGACGGGUAUAA